Messenger RNA from Haliotis rufescens (red abalone), 1724 nucleotides. RefSeq names its product apolipoprotein L3-like. Lineage: Eukaryota; Metazoa; Mollusca; Gastropoda; Lepetellida; Haliotidae. The transcript is spliced from 2 exons. The coding region runs from base 123 to 659 and encodes 178 amino acids. Gene Ontology annotation, biological process: lipid transport; lipoprotein metabolic process. Gene Ontology annotation, molecular function: lipid binding. Gene Ontology annotation, cellular component: extracellular region; membrane. The record is from RefSeq and is a predicted model, not a curated record.
GCACCUAAUUGGAUGCCCCAGACCGAGGCUCCGGUGAUCUACACGCCUCUUCGUCCUCCACUUUCGCCUUAAGUAGCUGUCACCUAUCACUGGACACAAACGAGACAUACUUCCAACUCACUAUGGAGACCAAAUGCCACGAUAUGGACUGCGAGAGACGAGAGGUGAUCCGAACACUAAUGGAACUAGCAGAUGAGCUGGACAAACAGCAACAUGACAUCCGUAUCGCCAAAACCACUUUUGCAUCAACAGGACUUGCAUCUGCUGGAGCUGUUAUCGGUGGGCUGGUACUGGCUCCGUUUACCCUUGGAGCAUCUCUCGCUAUCACCGCGGGUGGUCUUGUUGGUGGAGCCGUCAGUGGAGCAGGAGCCUUGGCCACAAAUGUUGCUGAAAGGAUCGUUAACAGCAAGAAACUGAAAGCUGCCCAGGCAGCAGUAAAUAGGAUCAACGCCUCCUAUACCCACAAGACUAGUGUUGGUGGGGAAACGGGCGGAAUCCGGGCUGCUGCUACUGGUGUAUCCACAAUGUUGUAUGUACUUCCGCCUGUCAUCAUCGGCCUCAACAUUGCCGAAAUUGUGUCCAACAGCAUUAAGAUUGACAAGAAAACCCCAUCAGAAGUUGCUGAACAGAUCAGGUCAAUCGCUCAUACGCUCGAGUAAGAAUUCAAAGAAGUGUUACAAGGAUCAUCCAAAAGACAUUUAAUGUUGAAAGUAGUUGAAGGCUCACGACAGAGAAUAUCCGUAAUUCCUCUGAACUAUCAAUGUGUAAUAUGUGUUCUAAUCAACGCUUCGGGGGCACGGGUGGCCCAGUCGUCUAAGGCGCCGGCGGUAAACCCAACUCACUCACUCACUAAUCAACGAUUCUAAGCCUGUCAGUAGCUGUGAAAUGUCCAUUUUAUGUAUAGAAGAGUUUAGUAGUGAUUACGUGUGCAUCAUGGUUUUGUUUUUCUGUAUUCAGCGGCAUUAAUAUUCUUCAGAAAGGAAACGUUAUUGCCGUAUUCCAAGUUUCUGUGGUAGAUUUAGCUAAAUUUAAUAUAUAUCAGAACAAAGGCUCAUGUUACAACUGUACUCCAAGUUUAGAUAGAGAUUUAACUUAUUUGUGUGUAGCAAAGGUAUAGUAUUUGUCAAUAUCACAUACAAUCUUCGAAAACAAAAUCAGAAGCCUAAAGUCUUCAACAACUACAUAACUAUACAGUUAUAAGUUGUCAUCGGACGCCCAUUCAAAGCGCUGCUAAAUCACUUAAGUGCUAUGUUUGGCGCACGGUGGUUCGUCACACAUACGUCCUUGUACACGGGUGUCCUGUCACACAUACGUCCUUGUACACAGGUGUUCUGUUCAGGGAAUUCCGUAUUUAGGUCAAGUGCUGGUGUAGGUCUUCCAGCCUUCCCGUGUCGCUCGAUAGCUUCCUCUAGGCUAACACCACUGCCCUCAGCCAUCAGGGGUGGGAGUUGGCUGGGAUCGGAUGGGAAAUGGAGUUUUCUUCCUUCCGUAACGUGUUUUAUCUGUUUACUUCUAACAACGGGAUAGAUAUUUGUUUCAAGUAGAAAGUGUGUUUGCCAUCUUUGCGUGUGUCAACAUUUCAAGAUUCAUUUUCAAAAACUUUCCGUUCAUUUUAUAUCCAUAUAUCACGUUUUGUUAUCGCUUGACUUUAUUGAUCGUUGUAUGAUAAAUUGCGCCCAGCAUCUCGAUAGUUUUGUCUUCUGAUAAUAAAUAUUUGAUCUGUC